Molecule: messenger RNA, 1488 nt
Organism: Carcharodon carcharias (great white shark)
Lineage: Eukaryota; Metazoa; Chordata; Chondrichthyes; Lamniformes; Lamnidae
Gene: htr2b
Product: 5-hydroxytryptamine (serotonin) receptor 2B, G protein-coupled
Exons: 3
Coding region: 1-1488 (495 amino acids)
Biological process (GO): G protein-coupled receptor signaling pathway, coupled to cyclic nucleotide second messenger; regulation of behavior; vasoconstriction
Cellular component (GO): dendrite; plasma membrane
Molecular function (GO): G protein-coupled serotonin receptor activity; neurotransmitter receptor activity
Source: RefSeq, a predicted model, not a curated record
AUGCCUGUUUCAGACAGUAAUGGCUCAUCGAACCCAGUGGACUCUGUGACCAUGUUUACAAUCAGCAGAAUGCAGGCAAUUCCAAUCCAGCCCUUCAACGCUUCUGGAACAAAUGGAACUUUCUACCUUACAAUUACAGAGGAGUCCAGGCUCACUAGUCUACUUAGUGACUCUAAUUUUCUAGAAGGGGAUCAGGCGAAGGAUGGACUUCGGUGGGCAGCACUACUGAUUUUAUUGUUGAUCAUACCCACUAUUGGAGGCAACAUACUUGUUAUUUUGGCAGUUUCUCUCGAGAAAAAACUUCAAAAUGCCACCAACUACUUCCUCAUGUCACUUGCAGUAGCAGACAUGUUAGUUGGACUUCUGGUGAUGCCCAUCGCUCUCCUAAACAUUCUGUUCAAUUCUGAAUGGCUUUUACCCUCCAAGAUAUGUCCUAUCUGGAUCUUCCUGGACGUUCUUUUAUCCACAGCUUCAAUUAUGCAUUUGUGUGCCAUCUCACUAGACCGUUAUAUUGCUAUUAAAAAACCAAUUCAGCACAGUCGCUUCAAUUCCAGGGCAAAGGUUCUCAUUAAGAUAACCGUAGUAUGGUUCAUCUCAAUUGGCAUUGCUAUUCCCAUCCCCAUCAAAGGCCUCCAGAAUGAAACAAACACCUUCAUAAACAAAACUUGCUUACUUAAAAUUGACGUAUUCAAAAAUUUCAUCAUCUUUGGAUCAAUGGCUGCAUUCUUCAUUCCCCUUGCUAUCAUGAUAGUUAUCAACUUCUUGACAAUUCAAGUGCUGAGAAAGAAAGCACAUCUAAUCAAAGCCAAAACACCCCAACAUUUUAACUGGGCUACUGUCUCAACUAUUUUUCAGCAAGACCCUACGCCCACCAAAUCUUCUGAGAAGGUGGCAAUGCUCAAUGGUUCACAAAAGGACAAGGCAUUUCCCUGCAGACUUGAGGAUAUACCCAUCAGAAGACUCUCCACCUUGGGUAAAAAGUCCAUGCAGAGCAUCAGCAAUGAGCAGCGAGCAUCCAAGGUUUUAGGAAUAGUAUUCUUCCUAUUUUUGGUGAUGUGGUGCCCAUUUUUUGUAACAAAUGUCACUUCUGCCAUCUGCAAGAGCUGCGAUCAGGAACUUCUUGAAACACUGAUGGAAGUUUUUGUCUGGGUGGGCUACGUCUCCUCAGGGGUCAACCCACUUGUCUACACUCUUUUCAACAAAUCAUUUCGUGAGGCAUUUAGCUGCUACAUUACAUGUAAAUACAUUAGAAAUAAGGAUGUUAAAAUGCUCAGAAAGUUUUCCAGUCGGAUAUCAUUUGGAACGUCAAUCAAUGAAAACUCCAAAUUAUUCAUGAGGCAUAAUACAAAAAGUGGACGUAACCCAAUGUAUACUAGUCCCCUGCGGCUACGAUCUGCCCCUGUCCAAACAGCAUCAGUAAUGCUAGACACAUUAUUACUCGCUGAAAAUGAGAUGGACAAAGCAGAAGAGACAGUUAGCUAUGUGUAA